Neoarius graeffei (lesser salmon catfish) is the source of this 4283-nucleotide messenger RNA. It is a transcript of the gene ttbk1b, whose product is annotated as tau tubulin kinase 1b. Gene Ontology annotation, cellular component: nucleus; cytoplasm. Gene Ontology annotation, biological process: signal transduction; peptidyl-serine phosphorylation; peptidyl-tyrosine phosphorylation. The coding region runs from base 183 to 3677 and encodes 1164 amino acids. NCBI's taxonomy places the organism in Eukaryota, Metazoa, Chordata, Actinopteri, Siluriformes, Ariidae. The record is from RefSeq and is a predicted model, not a curated record. The transcript is spliced from 15 exons. Gene Ontology annotation, molecular function: protein serine/threonine kinase activity; ATP binding.
GGGGAGGCUGGGCGCUGAUGCUGAUUCAGGAUGCGGCUGAUGUGGAGUCUGAGGUAAAACUGCUGCAGCGGCGAGCGGAACACAAUGCGGCUCCGAGUUCCUCAAACCUCUCGCUCUGAAACUCUCCUGCGGCCUCACAAGAGCAGGUGAAUGGCAGGACUGUGUGAAGAUCUGGCCGGCUGAUGCAGCGCGUAGGAGUCGACUGUGACGAAAACAUGAACGGUGCAGGAGAGCAGGUGGACAUCCUGCCUCAGAACUGCAUGGUCAAAGAGCGCUGGAAAGUGUUAAAGAAGAUUGGAGGCGGAGGAUUCGGGGAGAUCUAUGAAGCGUUGGACUUGUUGACCCGGGAGAACGUGGCUCUGAAGGUGGAGUCGGCGCAGCAGCCCAAACAAGUGCUGAAGAUGGAGGUGGCAGUGCUGAAGAAACUACAAGGAAAAAAUCACGUGUGUAAGUUUAUCGGCUGUGGAAGAAACGAGAAGUUCAAUUACGUGGUCAUGCAGCUGCAGGGAAGGAACCUUGCUGAUUUGAGACGCAGCCAGCCUCGUGGAACAUUCUCCAUGAGCACGACACUGCGGUUAGGGAAGCAGAUCCUGGAGGCCAUUGAGGCCAUUCACUCUGUCGGCUUCCUGCACCGAGACAUCAAACCUUCGAACUUCGCCAUGGGUCGGCUGCCGUUCACGUACAAGAAGUGCUACAUGCUGGAUUUCGGCCUCGCUCGUCAGUACACCAACACCAACGGAGAAGUGCGGCCUCCAAGAACGGUGGCAGGGUUUCGGGGAACGGUGCGCUACGCGUCAGUCAAUGCUCACAAGAACAAAGAAAUGGGUCGCCAUGAUGAUCUGUGGUCGUUGUUCUACAUGCUGGUGGAGUUUACUGUGGGACAGUUACCGUGGAGGAAGAUCAAAGACAAGGAGCAGGUUGGUCAGAUUAAAGAGCGUUAUGAACACAAGAUGCUCCUGAAACACAUGCCAUCGGAGUUUUACAUUUUUCUGGACCAUGUGAUCAGCCUGGAUUAUUACACCAAGCCUGAUUAUCAGUUGUUGAUGUCGGUGUUUGAGAACAGUAUGAAGGAGAGAGCGAUUACAGAAAAUGAGCCGUUUGAUUGGGAGAAAUCAGGAACUGACUUGUCAUCGAACAGCAUGGCCACGCCUCCUCAACAAAACACACGCCAAACUGCAGCGAUAGUCGGUGUGGUGAACGUGACGCCGGUUCCUGGAGAGUUACCAAGGGAGAACACAGACGAUGUGCUUCAGGACGAGCACCUGAGCGAUCAGGAGAACGCCCCACCCGUGCCGUUACCCAUAAGGCCUGCUGAGGUGGCUCUGGUGCCCCCUGGUGGAGAGGUGUGGGACGACACUGAUUUCAAUCGCAACAAACUCAGGAUCAGCAUCAGUAAGACCCAGGUAACUGCAGAGGAGGAGCAAGCAGAAGGGGCGGAGCCUGUUUCCCCACGACCCGCCGACCCAGAAUCUCCUGGGGCUCAAAUACGACCUCUCAGAUACCGACGAAUCAACAGCCCCGAAUCUGAUCACCUGACUGGAGCAGACGGGAGGGCGGACGGCUGUGACAAACGUUCCCGCAUGGACAUGCUUGGCUCUCCGUCUCGCUUCGUCCUGUCGUCUCAGCCUGCUCAGAUGUUCUCAGUGGAUGGCGGUCACGAGGCUCACAGUAACGCCUUCAUCCGCUCCGUGCCACUGGCUGAGGAGGAAGACUUCGACAGCCGGGAGUGGGUGAUGAUUGACAAGGAGGCGGAGCUUCGUGACUUCCAGCCAACCACGUCAGGAACCACUGAUGAUGAGCCGGAGGAGCUCCGCCCCCUGGAGGAGCAUGAGGAAAUGAGGAGGAGGAGGGGAGAACGCGGAACCGAGGUCGUGGUUCGGCCCAAAACGCAGCGCGGGCCAACAGGAUUGGCUGGAGCGGAGGAGGGGGCGGGGCCAAGUCACCGCAGAAGGGAGUUGGAGCCAUUCGGGCCACACAGACAGGAGCCUCUAGAGGCGGAGUCCAAGGUAAAGCGAGUCGAUUUCAUGUCCACGGUGCUGAUGUUUGACGCUCAGAGAGAAACCUCACGGCGUUCAGGAAGUGAUGGAAGCCCAGAAGGUGCUGCCUCUACACUGCUGGCUCCGCCUCCUCGCGAUCAAGAUCAGGAAGAAGUGUCCCGUACACUGGUGCUCGUGUCAGCUGGGAACGGGGCCGUUUCCCCCGGCGACGGUCAGGCCACACUGGGGGCAGUGACGCCGCAGGCUCCUGAUGAAUUGGAUCGCGGGGCUCUGGCCUUCAUGUUCAGGCCUGCUGCUAUGGCAACAGGUGCCGUGGCAACAGUUGGACGCUCCUCGUCACCUCCACUGGCAAAGGUGGAGCGAACAUUCGUGCACAUCGCUGAGAAAACUCACCGCAUCGUCAUGACAACGGGGAAGCAGCUGCCCGAGUCAGAGAGACACUACGGAAGGGAUGAGGAAGAGGAGGAAGUGGUGGAGGAGAGGAAGGAGGGAAGCAGCAAGGAGGAGAUCAUCUGGGAAAGAGCCGAGAGACAGGGAGAAAACGGUGAAGAGGAAAAGGAGGAGCAGGAAGUAGAGCAGGAAGUGGAAGAAAAAGAGAGUUGGCUUCUGAGGAAGACGAUGAUUGAUCUCAAGGAGAUGGAACGAGAGAGUGAAAGGGAGGAGAGAGAGAAAGGCAUAGAAAAAGACAAAAGCAGUCCUACAGAGGAGGCGGAGCCAGAGCCAUCAGCUGAGUUAGGUGACAAGCAAGGACCUCCCUCCAUCAGACAUGAAGAACCCACAGAGCUGGAGGUGCGAGAGAAACCUGAAGAGGUUCAGGUGGAACACGAACUGAACCGUGAAGAAGCAGCUCCUGUUCUCAUCACCCAAAUAGGGAAGGAGGCGGAGCCAGACCAGGAUGUUACGUCACCACAGCCUCAUCCACGGAGGCGGAGUCGAAUCCCGGUGCUCAUUUCAGAAGAGGAAACCGGUUCGGACCGGUCAUCGCAAACCAGUCCGAACCAGCAGGUGCGUAAAAGCCGACGCCCACAACUGGCCCGACUCGUCCUGGAGCGAAAACGAUCCACCCAAUCAACAACCGCCUCCGAAGACGAUACCCACCAAUCAGACGACUCGGCCAGGGCAAGGGGAGCAGACGGGUCAUUGAGGAGCCGGAUCCCGCGACCGGUCACGCCCAUUAAGAAGCCUUCUGUCCAAUCAGGGAGUGAGGCGGUGCCUCAGACUCAGAGAUCCGUCUCCUUCGUUCAGGCCAGUUCUCUCGGCUCUGGGAUACAGAAGUCAGUAAGCGCUCAUUCAAGUAUCCAUCAGCAGAAGCCCCGCCCACAGCUCCGCCCUUCCAAAACGCUCCCACCCCGCCCCCUGACACCAGCCCCGACAGCCCACAGACCCUGGCCUCCAGGCCCCGCCCCCUCGCCUGCUACUCGGACAGCUCAGCGUGCCGUCUCCCGGCCCGGCGCUCCUCCCGUUUUCCGUAGCGUCAGCUCCGCCCCUCGCAGUAACUCCGCCUCACGCACGGAGAGCCCGUCUCCGCAGCACUUCCGCCAUGCUGAGACACGCCCUCACUCAACAACACAACCCAAAUCCAAAGCUCUGGACUCCUCCCACAAAAAGGGCAAAGCGUACCCAACAGCGGCGCAGAAAGGGAAGAGGGAGUCAUGUGACCCCAAAUAUAAAAGCAGAUAAUUACUGUCAAUGUAAAUCCACAAGCAUUUCACCUUCUAAUACGUCACACACUCCUCCUCCUCCUCCUCAACACUGACACGGCUGCGAUAAUCACUCACGCAGGACGCUCUGAAAGUCUGACACUAACCACGCCUUCUUUAUACAACACACGCCACGUCAGACUCGCAGAGAUCCAGACGCACGUUUACAUCUCGACAGCUUUAGAGUCCCAAAGGUACGUCAGUGUUCACAGAUCCCGGUGUUCAGAGUCGAGUUACGCAGCUGCUUCCAGCUGCAUGUUCAGAUUAUUAACACCACCUGCGUGUGGAGUUCACACUGGAGAGGUUACGGACGUUUCUCAACUAUAUUGAACAGUUAUUCCACAAAAUCGAGUCGUACCUGAACUGAUGGGUGGCGAGACACGUAGCACCGAGAUUGAGUGGAAUAACUGUUUUAUUCUCUUCACAUUCACUGGAUUUUGAGAAAUGGAGCAUUUUUUUUUUGCAAAUUUGAUGAAUAAAAACUUUAUACAAAACAUCUGACAAAAUCAUUUCCGCUUAGAAUGUAAACAAACCGGCGAAAUGACAGGAGCGAUUUGUGAAAAAUGUGAUAAUAAUACAACCCCGA